UUCCCCUGCUCCACAAUCUACACCCACGCGCCCCCCACCCACACCGGUCUCCCUCGUCUCUCUCCUCUCCGUUGAUCUAUAAAUAGUUCAAAAGCUCAACUACCACACUUCAACCUCCAUACACUGCUUCCUCUGCCAACAUUUUCUCUUUUACUCCGCCCAAAUUCACAGCAAAUUUGCGGAAUCAAUUUCUCACGUUGGAUCAGAGGUCCAAAGAUGGUUGUAUUUGGUUGCAAUAUAAGCUUGUAGCAUGGCCCCGGCAGCAUCAGAGAACUCAAUAAAGCCUACUGAUGUAUGCAUCGUUGGCGUAGCCCGUACCCCAAUGGGUGGUUUUCUUGGCUCACUUUCAUCAAUACCAGCAACAAAGCUUGGAUCUAUAGCUAUUGAGCGUGCUCUUAAAGGAGCUAAUGUUGACCCUUCACUUGUACAAGAAGUUUACUUCGGAAAUGUGCUCAGUGCAAAUUUGGGUCAGGCUCCUGCCAGGCAAGCAGCAUUAGGUGCAGGAAUACCCAAUACAGUGAUUUGUACGACGAUUAACAAAGUUUGUGCCUCUGGAAUGAAAGCAACUAUGCUUGCUGCACAGAGUAUUCAGUUGGGUAUUAACGAUGUUGUCGUAGCUGGUGGCAUGGAAAGCAUGUCCAAUGUCCCCAAGUACUUGGGAGAAGCAAGGAAGGGGUCUCGACUUGGACAUGACACGCUUGUUGAUGGAAUGAUGAAAGAUGGACUGUGGGAUGUAUACAAUGAUUAUGGCAUGGGAGUUUGUGCUGAAUUAUGUGCUGAAAAUCAUAGCAUAACUAGAGAGGAGCAGGAUGAUUACGCAGUUCAAAGCUUUGAGCGUGGCAUUGCUGCCCAAACUAGUGGUGCCUUCUCAUGGGAGAUUGCGCCAGUCGAAGUGUCUGGUGGAAGAGGAAGGCCUUCAACUGUUGUUGAUAAAGAUGAAGGUCUAGGAAAGUUUGAUGCUGCAAAGUUGAGGAAGCUCCGUCCAAGUUUCAAGGAAACUGGUGGUAGUGUUACAGCUGGCAAUGCUUCCAGCAUAAGUGAUGGUGCAGCUGCUUUAGUCUUAGUCAGCGGAAAGAAGGCUGUUGAGCUUGGGCUACAAGUGAUUGCAAAAAUCAAAGGAUAUGCUGAUGCAGCUCAGGCACCAGAUUUAUUUACAACUGCACCUGCACUUGCAAUCCCAAAAGCUAUUUCAAAUGCUGGCUUAGAUGCUUCUAAGAUUGAUUACUAUGAGAUUAAUGAAGCCUUUGCGGUUGUGGCUCUUGCAAAUCAAAAGCUUCUUGGGCUUAAUCCUGAAAAAGUCAAUGUACAUGGUGGAGCCGUAUCAUUGGGGCAUCCUCUAGGAUGCAGUGGAGCUCGUAUCUUGGUCACACUCUUGGGGGUUCUGAAGCAGAAAAAUGGUAAAUAUGGAGUUGGAGGUGUUUGCAAUGGGGGAGGAGGUGCUUCAGCCCUCGUUUUAGAGCUUGUCUAAUCUGCUGCAUGAUUGCCAAGUCAGGAGAAUUGUGAUCAGUGAGAAUGUGGUCACUGGUACAAAGAAGGACGUUACUGGCAAGCAGAGUCUCAUCACAAUCACUUGAUUUUCUUCUUGUUACAAAUUUUUUAUGUUCUCCACAAAUAAUAGAAUUAACAUGAAUGUAGUGAGGAAUGUAUCUUGUGUCUUCAUUGCCUUCUCCUUGAUUGUACCGUUUCCGUAGUGUUAACCGAUCUAGAUGAGAUGUUUUCUUAUCUGAGGUGAAUUAAAGGCAAGAAGAAAUAGCUAAUCUUUGGCAUGUAUUAGAUAUCAGCCUUAUUCACCAUUUUCAUCCCUGAACUUUUAUAUUAAAAUCAAUUUCAUCCUUUAUGAUUUAUUUUUUUGACCAA
Messenger RNA from Coffea eugenioides, 1857 nucleotides. Its product is annotated as acetyl-CoA acetyltransferase, cytosolic 1. The record is from RefSeq and is a predicted model, not a curated record. Bases 251 to 1468 code for a protein of 405 amino acids. Gene Ontology annotation, biological process: fatty acid beta-oxidation. The transcript has 16 exons. Lineage: Eukaryota; Viridiplantae; Streptophyta; Magnoliopsida; Gentianales; Rubiaceae. Gene Ontology annotation, molecular function: acetyl-CoA C-acetyltransferase activity.